AGCCAUGCAGCGUGAGAAGCUGCAAUGCAAGAACCUGCACGAUUACAUGCGCAGCCUCAGCCCUGCCAUCCUGGACAAGCUGUACAACCACCCCGCCACCUGCCUGGCCGUCUUCAGGGAGUUGCCACCACUGGCCCGCAACUAUGUAAUGCGGCUGCUGUUCCUGGACCAGCCCCUGCCCCAGGCUGCCGUCACCUUCUGGGUCAAGAAAGACAACCAGCGAGACCAUGAUGACUGUAUGGGCAUCGUGACAGGUCUCCGUCUCUGGCAUUCCCAGCAGCUUCCCGGUGGUCUCCAGGGACUGGUCCUCAACCCCAUCUUCAAGGAGAACCUACGCAUCGCGCUCCUCGGCGGGGGUAAGGCAUGGGCUGACGACACCAGCCAACUGGGACCGGACAAACACGCCCGAGACAUCACCUCACUGGACAAGUACGCCAUGGAGCGGUGGGAGGUGAUCCUGCAUUUCAUGGUGGGCUCACCCAGUGCAGCCGUCAGCCAGGAUCUGUCCCAGCUCCUCAUCCAGGCCGGGCUCAUGAAGAGUGAAGGGACAGAAGCCCCCUGUAUCACAUCUGCUGGCUUCCAGUUCCUGCUCCUCGACACCUCCUCCCAGCUUUGGUACUUCAUGCUCCAGUACCUGCACACUGCUGAGACACGAAAGAUGGACCUGGUUGAGAUCCUGUCGUUUGUUUUCCAGCUGAGUUUCUCCACGCUGGGCAAGGAUUAUUCGGUGGAGGGGAUGAGUGAGUCGCUGUUGACCUUCCUGCAGCAUCUGCGUGAGUUUGGGCUGGUCUUCCAGAGGAAGCGUAAGUCUCGGCGGUUCUACCCGACGCGGUUGGCCAUAAACCUGGCGCUGGGUGUGACGGGCAGCGCGGUGGAUGUUCACCGGCAGGGUUACAUCGUGGUGGAGACCAACUAUCGUAUCUACGCCUACACCGACUCAGAGCUCCAGCUGGCCCUCGUUGCGCUUUUCUCCGAGAUGCUUUACCGGUUCCCCAACCUGGUGGUGGCUCAGCUGAGCAGAGAGAGUGUGCAGCAGUCUAUAGCUAACGGGAUCAGUGCCGAGCAGAUCAUCCACUUCCUGAGGACCAGAGCUCACCCCGUGAUGCUGAAAACGACCCCGGUGCUGCCUCCCACCAUCACCGACCAGGUGCGGCUCUGGGAACUCGAACGUGACCGGCUACAGUUCACCGAAGGUGUGCUGUACAACCAGUUCCUGUCGCAGGUGGACUUUGAGUUGCUGCGUGACUAUGCGCGGGACCUGGGGGUGCUGGUGUGGGAGAAUCCCCCCAAGCGGCUGAUGGUGGUCACCCCCACCGGCCACCCCGACGUCAAACGCUUCUGGAAACGGCAGAAACACAACUGACCACCCGGGGAAUCUCCCCACAUUCACGCCCCCUCCCCUCUCCCCCAUCCCUGCCACCCGCCCCCCAA
Amblyraja radiata (thorny skate) is the source of this 1431-nucleotide messenger RNA. Its product is annotated as general transcription factor IIH subunit 4. Gene Ontology annotation, biological process: nucleotide-excision repair. Gene Ontology annotation, cellular component: transcription factor TFIIH core complex; transcription factor TFIIH holo complex. Lineage: Eukaryota; Metazoa; Chordata; Chondrichthyes; Rajiformes; Rajidae. The transcript is spliced from 13 exons. The coding region runs from base 5 to 1363 and encodes 452 amino acids. Gene Ontology annotation, molecular function: ATPase activator activity; double-stranded DNA binding. The record is from RefSeq and is a predicted model, not a curated record.